UCGACUAUAUAAUUCGUCAGCUUGUUUCAACAGUUACAAAGAACGUUUUACUUUCUACUGCAGAGGGUAGCUUUGAAAUAAGAUUUCAUUUUACACUAUAUUACGAUAAUUUUUAUAAGUUUCAAGUUUUUUAAUAACUUUAAACGUCAUAAACAUUUAUUUUUUAAGAUUAAAAAUAAAGGAACAAGUUUCAAUUACAAUAUGAAGAUUUAUCUUUUACUAUUUAUCUUGGUCACAAUUACUUGUGUAAUAGCAGAAGAUUAUACUACCAAAUAUGAUGAUAUGGACAUUGAUAGAAUUUUGCAGAAUGGUCGUAUCCUCACUAAUUAUAUUAAAUGCAUGUUGGACGAAGGACCAUGUACUAACGAAGGUAGAGAAUUAAAAAAAAUACUACCUGAUGCUCUAUCUACAGGUUGCAAUAAGUGCAAUGAAAAACAGAAACAUACAGCAAAUAAAGUUGUAAAUUAUUUAAAAAGCAAGAGACCAAAAGAUUGGGAACGACUUUCCGCAAAAUAUGAUUCUACUGGUGAAUAUAAAAAGCGUUAUGAACAUGUAUUGCAAUUUGCAAAAAAUAAUUAAAUCUAUAAAAAUCUAAAGAAUAAAUUUAUGAGGAAAUUUGUGUAAUGAAAAUAUAAUAUAUAAAGCAAUCUAAUUUAC
Messenger RNA from Apis florea (little honeybee), 657 nucleotides. RefSeq names its product chemosensory protein 6 (gene CSP6). Lineage: Eukaryota; Metazoa; Arthropoda; Insecta; Hymenoptera; Apidae. The record is from RefSeq and is a predicted model, not a curated record.